This is a messenger RNA of Panonychus citri (citrus red mite), 2507 nucleotides long. It is a transcript of the gene Mcm7, whose product is annotated as DNA replication licensing factor mcm7-like. The coding region runs from base 154 to 2337 and encodes 727 amino acids. Gene Ontology annotation, biological process: DNA replication; double-strand break repair via break-induced replication; DNA strand elongation involved in DNA replication. The transcript is spliced from 4 exons. NCBI's taxonomy places the organism in Eukaryota, Metazoa, Arthropoda, Arachnida, Trombidiformes, Tetranychidae. The record is from RefSeq and is a predicted model, not a curated record. Gene Ontology annotation, molecular function: ATP binding; single-stranded DNA binding; single-stranded DNA helicase activity. Gene Ontology annotation, cellular component: MCM complex; nucleus.
AAGGAAAUGAAACCAAAAUGAAAGUUGUUUCAUCUAAAUGAAAUUUUGAUUUUCUGUCUUUGAUUAUCUUUUAAUUUUAAUCUAGUUACAAUUGAAUUUGAUUUGUUUUUUUGUUUUGUUCAUCUAACCGGAGACUAGCUUGAAACUUUGAAGAUGAACGGUCCAUCAUAUGAAGAUGAUUCUGAGAAAAUCAAGAAUUUUCUUACAACCUAUUCGCACAUUCUUGAUGAUGGGACUACUACCACUAAGUAUACUGGUGAUUUGGAGACAUUAGCCAACAAUGAAAAAACAGCCAUUUGGAUUGAUCUUGAUGAUAUUAACGAGUUUGAUGAAGAAUUGGCAAAUAAUAUUAUCAACAAUGCUAAAAGAUAUGUUGCUCUAUUUUCUGAUACCAUUAACACCUUGUUACCUGAUUUUCGUACCAAAGAUAAUAUUCACAAGGAUAUUUUGGAUGUUUUUAUUGAACAUCGUAUUCUUGCUGAACAAUUGGCCAAAGGAGGUGAUGAACCUAUGGAUGACAUACAGAAUAAAUAUCCACCACAAUUGAUGAGACGUUUUGAGAUUUAUUUUAAAGCUCCAUCAAAACAUAGACCAAUCUCUGUACGUUCUGUUAAAGCUCAAAGUAUUGGUAAACUUGUAACCGUUAAAGGAAUUGUUGUUCGUACAACCGAUGUCAAACCAAUGAUAACCGUUGCCACUUAUACCUGUGAUAAAUGUGGUAAUGAAGCUUAUCAACCCAUCAAUAGUUAUGUCUAUAUCCCAAUGGAUAGAUGUCCCUCAGUUGAAUGUCGUACCAACAAGUCUGGGGGUAAAUUAUUUUUCCAAACUCGUGCAUCUCGUUUCAUCAAAUUCCAAGAAAUCAAAGUACAAGAACAUAGUGACCAAGUACCUGUUGGUAAUGUGCCAAGAAGUUUAACUGUUAUUGCAAGAGGAGAAAAUACUAGACUUGCCUUACCUGGUGAUCAUAUUGCUGUUACCGGGAUAUUUUUACCUUCAUUACGUACUGGAUUCAAAGCUUUAGUUGGUGGGCUGAUUAGUGAAACAUUUCUAGAUGCUCAUAGAAUUGCAAAGAUGAAUAAAACUGAAGACGAUGAGGUUUCAGAUGAUUGUAUGAGUCGUGAAGAAGCUCGGGAAUUUGCUACUGGUGAAGAUUUUUACAAGAAACUGGCCGAAAGUAUUGCUCCUGAAAUCUAUGGACAUCACAAUUUAAAGAAAGCACUUUUAUUACUGCUCGUUGGUGGUGUUAACACAAGUCCAUAUGGAAUGAAAAUUCGUGGUGCCAUCAAUAUCUGUCUAAUGGGAGAUCCCGGAGUUGCUAAAUCUCAAUUACUCGCUUUCAUUGAUAGAUUAGCGCCGAGAAGUCAAUACACUACGGGUCGUGGAUCAUCAGGUGUUGGUCUUACUGCUGCUGUUAUGAAAGAUCAGGUUACCGGUGAAAUGAUUCUCGAAGGAGGUGCUCUUGUUAUCGCUGAUCAAGGUAUUUGCUGUAUUGACGAGUUUGACAAAAUGAUGGAUGCCGAUAGAACCGCGAUCCAUGAAGUUAUGGAACAGCAAACCAUUUCUAUUGCCAAGGCUGGUAUUUUGACCACUCUCAAUGCACGUGUUUCAAUUCUGGCUGCUGCCAAUCCUGUCUUUGGGCGUUAUAACCCGAAGAAAUCAGUCGCUCAAAAUAUUCAACUUCCAGCGGCCUUAUUAUCACGAUUUGAUCUUCUUUGGUUAAUCCAAGAUAAACCUGAUGCAGAAAAUGAUCUUCGCCUUGCUAAAUUCAUCACUUAUGUUCACCAGAAUAGCUCUCAGCCUACUCUUGAUUUUGAACCUUUCGAUAUGAAAACCAUGAGACGAUUCAUCGCUGCCUGUAAAAAGAUCAAUCCAAUUAUUCCCGAAGCUUUAACCGAUCAUAUUGUCAAUGCUUAUAUCGAAAUGAGAAAAGAAGCUCGAAAUGACAAAGACAUGACAUUCACUUCGGCUCGUAGUUUGUUGGCCAUCAUCCGUUUGUCAACUGCAUUGGCUCGAUUACGUUUAUCAGAUACUGUUAGCAAAAGCGACAUUGAAGAAGCCAUUCAUUUGAUUAUCGCUUCCAAAGAAACUCUAGCCGCUGAUAAAGAAGGUAAUCUUGAUAUCUCACGAAACGUUCAUGGACCUGAUAGAAUUUAUCGAUUGAUUCGUGGAAUUUUCGAUGAGAGACAAAUAAAUGAGAUUCCAUAUCAAGAUGCUAUUGAUAAAUGUAAAAGUCGAGGUUUUUCAAUCGAUGAAAUUGAAGAAGUUCUCGAAGAAUAUGAAGUUCUUAACGUUUGGCAAGCUGAUCAAGAUAAAACCAACAUCAUUCUCGUUAAUUAACCUAAAUCUAAACAAUAACCCAAAGCCAUCAAUUCACAUAUUCAACACUUUUAAAUGAUCUUUCAAGAAAUCAAUCAAAAAAUUUCAAAAAACUCAUCUUAUUUUGCCGAAUCAUCACUUACAUUUAAAGAAAACAAAUAAACCAAAUCCUCUUUUUUAAAUUCCAUCAA